Lodderomyces beijingensis is the source of this 1011-nucleotide messenger RNA. Lineage: Eukaryota; Fungi; Ascomycota; Pichiomycetes; Serinales; Debaryomycetaceae. The record is from the annotation of a GenBank genome assembly.
AUGUCAUUCACACAGUUCAAGACGCACAUAGAAGAAGGCGAUUUGGUCCUCGCAUUUAUCAACCGCACAACGAUAAAGCCAGUAUACAUCAAAAAGGGCGAAAUCCUACAAUCGAAAUACGGCCAUUACCCACAUGAUUCCAUGAUAGGCAUGCGCUACGGUUCACAAGUGAAAGGAGCAAAAGGGUAUGGAUUUAUUCAUUUACUCGCACCGACGCCGGAAAUGUGGACCUUGUCGUUGCCGCACAGAACUCAAAUCGUGUAUACGCCCGAUUCGUCAUAUAUCAUCCAGAGAUUGAACGUGCGGCCCGGCACCAAAGUGAUUGAAGCUGGCACUGGGUCGGCUUCGUUUACCCAUGCGUUUGCGCGAACGGUGGCGGGAACCGGCCAUGUUUACACCUACGAGUUCCACGAACCGCGGUACCUUGAAGCGGAGAAGGAGUUGAAAGAGCAUGGACUAGACAACACCACGAUCACGCAUCGUGAUGUGUGCAAAGAGGGGUUUGAAAUAGACGCAGUACCGGACCUAGACGGCGAUGUGAUAUUCUUGGACUUGCCUUCGCCCUGGGAUGCUAUACCUCACCUCGACUCGGUGAUUUCGAGCACAAGGAGAGCGGCUGUGUGCUGUUUUUCGCCGUGCAUCGAGCAAGUUGCCAAAACCAUCACCGCCUUGCAGGAGAAUGGAUGGACCAGCAUCGAGAUGGUGGAAGUUGCCGGUAAGAGAUGGGAAGCUCGAAAGGAAAUGAAAAGAAACGUGAGCGAUGCCAUCAACAGAAUCAAAGACAUCCAGCAGCGAAAGAAACAUGGCAUUGAAAGCAUGAAAGCGGGAACCGUGCCGCAGAAGUUGGCUAAAGUCGAAGAUAACGGAUUUUUGUCGGCCAAGAAAAGCGCCCGGGUUAAGGAAGGCGACGAGAAGUUUGAAUGGACAAACGUGACCAAGACAGAACCAGAGAUCAAGAGCCACACAUCGUACCUAACAUUUGCAUAUAAGUUGAAGGGCCAAACAGAGUGA